CACAACCACCCCUACAGCCAGGCCAAAGCCAACCACAACUAUGGCCAAGCCAACACCCACCACACCAAAAUCCACCCCAACUUCAGCUAAGCCAAAACUUGCUGCAGCCACAGCCAAACCAACACCCACCACCCCAACAUCCACCACCACUACAGCCAAGCCAGCACCUGCCACAACAGCAAAGACACAACUGAAAACUGCCACAACCACAAAGCCAGAACCAGAAAGGCCUGAUCCUACUGAGGCAACCAAGAUCACUCUUUCCUUUGAGCCCACCUUAGACCCAGAUUAUAAAGUAUCUCCAGAGGCAGACACUGGAGAGCCUGUAAGCUCCUUCACUACAGAGGAUCCAGCCUUAUUAGAAAGUAUGGGCACAGCCUUCAGCCCCAGAUCAGUCCCAGAAAUAAAGAAAGGUGUCAAAGAGCAUGGGGAGGAGAAAUCAGCCUUUCCCAGUCCAUCUCCAUCCCUCAGCCAAGCUGUUCCAGAGAUGAAGCUAGGUUUCAAUAGAGCUGAGCUCAUAACCCCCUCCAAGUCAGUGGUCCUCAGCCCUGAAGAGCCCACGUUCUUGCGCUUAACAUCAUCCUCCAAAGACAAAAAAGGGCCGAGCCCCCAUUUCCAGACCUCCCUCUCAGCAGGUGCCCUGGACACAGAAGAACUGGAGACAAACUCGGACCAGACAAGUGUGGAUCCACUCAAAGGAGGAGCCCCCAGUACCUGCUUGGGCCUCUUGCUCUUCCUCCUCCCCAGUGCCAUCCUGGUGGGCCUUCUGCUCUGAAGGGUCUUCCUCAGCUCUCCCUGCACCCCUCACCAAGGCUUUUGUCAGCGCUGGUUGUUCCACAGCCCUGGCAGGCUCAGGAGCUCCUUGGACAAUUCCUGCGCUCCCUCCUUGUGCUGCCUUCUCUGCUGCAGCCCCAGAGAGCCAAGGGCAGCUGAUGCUGGGGGAGCUUUGCCCCCUUCCUGAGGAGACCUGAGGGCAGGAGGGUGUUUGCCAUAAUGCUGGUGACCUUGGAUGCUUCUCCUUUUUCCUGGCUUUCGUUCCGUUUCCAGGCUGGAAGUGUUGAGCUCUCCCACCCAUCUGCCCACAUGGCUGGCAGGUCCUGCCACAGCCUGACCCCGGGGACAGCAGGGUGACUUGGGGACAAUGAGACAUGGUGGUUGGCUUUGGUGUUUGUAGAUGAGACACAGUGGUUGGCUUUGGUGUUUUUUCCCAGCAGGAAUGCUCUUUUCUUUCCCAGUGUGUCUGUCUCAAUUUUGGACAAGUUUUACCUCUUUCCCUUCUUGUCCAAAGAGAGUGGCUGUUUUGAGGAUUUCUGUUUCCUCCUGGUUCUGGUGGAGCUCUGGCCAGUACUGCCCAGCUGUUCUCCCCUCUCCUCCUCCAUUCUGCAGCCCUUGCCUCCUCCCAAUAUUCAUUUUACGCCUGUGCCUGCACCUGUGUGCACACACAGAAGAGAAACCUUCAGAGCUGAGAGAGGCCACCAGCUCCUUCAUGUAGCUUUUCCCUGCAUGGCUUCAUUCUUUGCAUAAUUUCAGUGUAUUUGAAUUUAGAUACAGAUUCCUCUUGACGUGUAACUUGUGUGUGUGUGGUCAAGGAGAACAAGUCCCCACUUGUGCUGGUACAAUCUGAGCUCCAGAGGUACAAGUGACAUUGUUAGAGGUUAUUGGUGGCUCCUGGGCCUCUUGCAGGACCACUGGCAUUGUCUGGGCCACUGUGUUUUGUCACCCCAAAUCUCUCCUCCCUUCACCUGAGGAUUCCCAGUCAGGUGUGUUGAAUCUGUGCCAAGCUUUGCAGACAGGUGGAAGGAAGAUAAUGGGGAGGUACAGCCCCUGCUCUGGUCAUUGCAGCUUUUCAUUUCUUACAGAUGAGGUGGAGGAUGACCUGAAGGCCAUUAUUCAGAUCCUCCACUGCUGCUCUGUCCUGUGCAUCUCCAGAGCAUGCACUGAAUAAAUCCUGUUGUGAAAG
Messenger RNA from Camarhynchus parvulus, 1960 nucleotides. RefSeq names its product proteoglycan 4-like. NCBI's taxonomy places the organism in Eukaryota, Metazoa, Chordata, Aves, Passeriformes, Thraupidae. Bases 41 to 775 code for a protein of 244 amino acids. The transcript is spliced from 2 exons. The record is from RefSeq and is a predicted model, not a curated record.